AGGAUCAGAGCCGCCUUUCCGUGAGGGCGCCAGACACUCUCAUGGCCUCGUCUUCAUCUCCCGGAACCUCAGGUCUUUGUAAUGGAGGAUUAACAGCGGUUGAGCUUCCAAUGCAGGAUUUGGUAUCAUUUGAGGAUGUAGCUGUGGUUUUCUCCGUGGAAGAGUGGGCCCUGCUGAAUUCUAAGCAAAAAGCCUUAUACCAAGAGGUCAUGCUGGAAAACAAGAGGAACAUGGCCUCCGUAGGUGACGGAUGGGAGAUGGAGGAUUCUGGCCAAGAGGCAGCAGCACCUUUGCCAAAAGACAAAAAUAAUGUUGCAGAAAAG
Molecule: messenger RNA, 323 nt
Organism: Thamnophis sirtalis
Lineage: Eukaryota; Metazoa; Chordata; Lepidosauria; Squamata; Natricidae
Source: RefSeq, a predicted model, not a curated record